AUGGCGCUGAGGGACACGCACCCAUGUGCGCUCGCGCUACUGGAUGAGCGGGUGCGGCUGGGGGGCGGCGGCCGGCUGGCCACCACGCUCUGCGGGCUGGAUGAGGCGCUGGGGGGAGGUAUCCCCCUGGGCAAGCUCACCGAGGUCGUCGGGCCCUCGGGGAUCGGCAAGACGCAGUUUUGUCUGAAGCUUGCGCUGUUAGCAACGUUACCAGAAUGCUAUGGGGGCCUAAACGGUCGAGUUGUGUAUAUUGACACUGAAUCCAAGUUCUCUUCACGGAGGAUGAUCGAGAUAUGUCAGAAAAGCUUUCCUCAAAUAUUUAGGCAAGAAGGCUUAGCACAAAAGAUGGCUGGCAGGAUCCUAGUGAUGCGACCAGCAUCAUUAUCUGAUUUCACAAAGAGUUUGGAACAGAUGAAGGUGACUCUCCUCCAAAAUGAUGUGAAGUUACUCAUUGUUGAUAGCGUGGCUGCUUUCAUGUCAUCGGAGAACGAAAGAGGUACAACAGGUUUCACACAACACCCUCUAAGAUGGGCUCUUUCAUUUCUUAAGUCUAUAGCAGAGUUGACAAGAAUUCCAGUUGUAGUUUCAAACCAGGUCCGCAGCCAAAGUAAUGAUGAUGGUUAUCAUUACUCGUUUGAAGUAAAAAGGAUGGGUGAUGGCGAUGGUGCUGAAAGACUCGAAUCUCAUCUUGUUGCUGCUCUUGGAAUCCAGUGGGCUCAUGCUGUAACUAUCCGUCUAGUCUUCGAGUCUCACUCAGGUCAGAGGUUCAUCAAGGUGGCGAAAUCACCCAUGUCUCCAGCAGUAGCAUUUCCUUUCAUUGUGGAAUCAUCAGGCAUUACAUUACUAAAUGAUGAAGGCAUUGAUGUGUCAGGUCCUGAGAUAACCUCGAUUCGCUGUCAAGGGCAAAAUUUGUUGGGUCCGUUACCACUUGAAAACUGAAGAUGAUUUCACAGACAGGUGUGCUUGUGGGUCGGCAGGAGAUAGUCAGAAAGGAUCUUAAGUAUGCUGCUGACAGUGUUUAUGCUCCUUCCACUUGUCAUGACAGAAAGCGGAACCAAGCAAUGUACAUAGUAGACAACUACUGUUCCUUCGGAACCACAUGCCUGGUUUUAUAUUAAAAUUUCCUUAUUUGUUUAUGUUUCUGGAUGGGGAUUAGUUGCUAGAGAUAUAACUCUAAUUUUCUGCGUCUAGUUGAUGCCCCUAGUAUUUAUAGUGCACUUAUAUGUGUAUUUGCCUAUAGUGUUCUUAAAUAUCUAGAUAACUUGGUAGAGAGUGUUA
Messenger RNA from Triticum aestivum (bread wheat), 1278 nucleotides. Its product is annotated as DNA repair protein RAD51 homolog 2. Gene Ontology annotation, molecular function: ATP binding; single-stranded DNA binding; double-stranded DNA binding. Gene Ontology annotation, cellular component: Rad51B-Rad51C-Rad51D-XRCC2 complex; replication fork. Gene Ontology annotation, biological process: double-strand break repair via homologous recombination. The coding region runs from base 1 to 939 and encodes 312 amino acids. NCBI's taxonomy places the organism in Eukaryota, Viridiplantae, Streptophyta, Magnoliopsida, Poales, Poaceae. The record is from RefSeq and is a predicted model, not a curated record. The transcript has 11 exons.